UUUUCCCCCUAAAAAUAAUCACCUCAGCACACUAUUACUCCCUCAGCUCUGCGCGAAAUCCUAAAGUAAUGCCUCCCAAAGUAGCUAAAUCCCUAGAAACAACGAACUCGCCUUCAACCUUCUUCUUCAAACCAGGUCCCCCUCUCUCUCUUGCUCCCUCUUUGCUUUUUUGCCUGAUUUUUUUGUUUUUUUCUUAGAUGAGUCCCUGGAUGGUUGGAGUCUUAUUGUUUCAACAAGGCAAGUGGGUGUUCCAGAUCCAUCAUUGAAGCUGGAAAUACAUAUUUCCAGGAUUUUAGGCAGUUUUUCUUGGUUGUUUUAUGGGCUUAAAUCGAAGCCGUUUAAGAUCUUCUGCUCCGUUUCACUCCAAGCCUUUGUUUCGUAGACAUGUUCAAUCCAUGAAUUCUUGAACAUAUGGACCCUUAGGGAGUAUCUGGAAUAUGAGAUGAGAAUCCCCAAUCCUCCUUUUGAAAUUGACUUGGAACGCGUUGUGGAUGAUUUUAUAUUCAUAUGCUUCUUUGUUGGCAAUGAUUUCUUACCUCAUAUGCCUACACUCGAGAUUCGUGAGGAUGCAAUCAACUUGUUAAUGGCAGUAUACAAGAAGGAAUUUAGAUCAUUUGGUGGUUAUUUGACUGAUGGAAGCAAGCCUAAUUUGAGCAGGGUAGAGCAUUUUAUCCAAGCUGUAGGGUCCUAUGAAGAUAAAAUAUUCAACAAAAGAGCACAGUUGCAUCAGACUUUCAGCAGUAUGAUCCCAAAAUUGUCAAGCAAAUUAGCCAAAUGCGGGUGAAUCACCUUGGACUAAAUUUGACCAAAGAUGAUCUGCAAAACGUGGUUGAUUUAAUGGAGCCAUAUGGUCAGAUAAGCAAUGGAAUAGAAUAUCUAAAUCCUCCCCUUGAUGUCAGUAACUAACUUGCUUGUCAUUUUAAAUAUGCAAGUCAAUUGCUAUUAAUAAUUUUCUGUUGGAUUCUUUUUGGAUUGAAAAAUAAUUUCUGGGGAUAGUCUAAGAAUCUUAAAUUUUAUAGAAAGCCAAUAAAGUGCUUGCUGGACGAAAUGUGGUGAUUAAUUGAAUUGCAAGGUCAUACAUGCUGUUAAUUUUUUAAGAGCUAAUAAAUGAGUAUGACAUAGUGCUCAUAAAUGUUCUAAGGAUGUCUUUAGAUGAAUGAAAUUGUUUGAUAGUUUGAAGUUAUAAAUCUUUGUAUUGAUUUUUU
Gossypium raimondii (Peruvian cotton) is the source of this 1205-nucleotide messenger RNA. RefSeq names its product 5'-3' exoribonuclease 3. The coding region runs from base 443 to 784 and encodes 113 amino acids. Lineage: Eukaryota; Viridiplantae; Streptophyta; Magnoliopsida; Malvales; Malvaceae. Gene Ontology annotation, cellular component: nucleus. The transcript has 5 exons. Gene Ontology annotation, biological process: nuclear-transcribed mRNA catabolic process. The record is from RefSeq and is a predicted model, not a curated record. Gene Ontology annotation, molecular function: RNA binding; 5'-3' RNA exonuclease activity.